AUGCUUCAGACAACGGUUAACGAACAACAUAACUUUUCCAUUACCCAGGAAGAUGGCCAGUGGCUCCUGAAUGAUGCUCCUGCCAACCUGGAUACCUAUACCGCCGACAAUGGUAUAUUGAGUGUAUUGUACAAUGGUAAAAGCUAUACGGCAAUCGUUGAAAAAACAGACAAGGCUGCCAAGGAAGUGACGAUCCGUGUAAACGGUCAGCGCUAUAAAGUGGGCAUUAAGGAGCCGAUCGACCAGCUGCUGGCCAGCAUGGGCCUCGACCUGAAAGCCAUGCAAAAGAUAGAACCGGUGAAAGCGCCGAUGCCCGGCAUGAUCCUGAAAGUGCUGGUAACACCCGGCCAGCAGAUCAGCAAGGGCGAUGGCCUGCUGGUACUGGAAGCCAUGAAAAUGGAGAAUGUGCUGAAAGCAACCGGCAAUGCGACGGUUAAAGAUAUCAGGGUGCAGGAGCGCACGGCUGUAGAGAAAGGCGCCAUUUUGAUAGAUCUUGAAUAA
Molecule: messenger RNA, 501 nt
Organism: Ostertagia ostertagi
Lineage: Eukaryota; Metazoa; Nematoda; Chromadorea; Rhabditida; Trichostrongylidae
Source: the annotation of a GenBank genome assembly